Molecule: messenger RNA, 2078 nt
Organism: Asparagus officinalis (garden asparagus)
Lineage: Eukaryota; Viridiplantae; Streptophyta; Magnoliopsida; Asparagales; Asparagaceae
Exons: 7
Coding region: 234-1625 (463 amino acids)
Biological process (GO): regulation of DNA-templated transcription
Cellular component (GO): nucleus
Molecular function (GO): transcription cis-regulatory region binding; DNA-binding transcription factor activity
Source: RefSeq, a predicted model, not a curated record
GUGUGUGGGAGUGAGGGUUUUUAAGGGACCUUUUCCUUUUUCUCAUGGGCUUCAGUUAAAGUGCAACAACAAAAUUCCUCAAUUUUUUCCCUCUUUAUUUCUCAAAGGAAAAAAAAGGAAAAACAAAGUUUUAUAGCUCAAUCCCCCUCUCUCACGGCUCUCUCUCUCUCUCUCUCUCUCUCUCUCUCUCUCUCUCUCUCUUCUUCCUCUAAUUAGGUUAUGAAGCUGCAGUGAUGAGCAGUACUACUGAUCUCAUCGACGCCAAGCUCGAAGAACAUAGGAUGAUCAUAUCCAAACAGUGUCCAAGCUGCGGCCAUAAGCUCGAUCAGAAACCUGACUGGGUUGGGUUACCUGCUGGAGUUAAGUUCGACCCGACUGAUCAAGAACUGAUUGAGCAUCUAGAGGCGAAGGUCGCUGAGGGUUCGACUUCUGGCUCGGACUCGAACUCAAAAUUAUCUCAUCCUUUGAUUGAUGAGUUCAUACCUACAAUUCAAGGAGAAGAUGGCAUCUGUUACACUCACCCAGAGAGACUCCCAGGAGUAACGAGAGAUGGACUGAGCAAGCACUUCUUCCAUAGGCCAUCAAAGGCCUACACAACAGGAACAAGAAAGCGGCGAAAAAUACAAACCGAAUGCGAUCUUCAACGAGGAGAAACUCGAUGGCACAAAACGGGGAAGACGAGGCCCGUUAUGGUGAAUGGAAAGCAAAAAGGAUGCAAAAAGAUACUAGUCCUGUAUACCAAUUUUGGAAAGCACAGAAAGCCUGAGAAGACUAAUUGGGUGAUGCAUCAAUACCAUUUAGGGGAACUUGAGGAGGAGAAAGAGGGAGAGCUCGUCGUUUCAAAGAUUUUCUAUCAGACUCAACCAAGGCAGUGCAGUUGGUCGGCGGAUAAGGGGAGCGCAGGGAGUUGCUCGUCAAAGGAGGUCCUCGGGCAAAGAGAAGUUGAGGUUGGUGGUGGUGGUGAUUAUGGUGGCAUUGAGAAUUUUAGUUUUGGUCCUUUUAGGAAGAGCUUUGAUGAGGUGGGCAUGGGAGAGGUAUCAACCAAGACUAGAGAGACUCACGAAGAACAUGGGCACCACGAGCACGGGCACCUUAGAGCAACUAGCCAUCAUCAAUUGAGCCAAGAGCAGCAGCAAAAUCGACAGGCAGCAAGUGCUGCAUUUCACAAUAUUAGUCGACCUACCAAUCCCAUAUCCUCUAUCAUCUCACCUACUCCGAUACAUCAGAGCUCUGUGGUUCUUGACGACGCCUUCCAUGUCUCAAGGAUACUAAUGCAACAGACCGAUAAAUUUCAGGUAUUUAGAUCCUUUCAGAUAUAUUCAACCUUUUUCUCUCUAUGUAAUAUGUAUGUAUAUAUACGUGCAUAUGUAUAUAUAUACAUCAAGAAACGGUUGCUCACAUACGUAUUGUAUGUUAAGGGAAAUCCGCAGCAGCAGCCCAGCAGCGAGCAGCAGCAACAGCCAGCCAAAAAGUUGGUAGAAAGAUCUUCUGCUGGUCUGGAAGAAUUGAUAAUGGGCUGCACUUCAUCGGGGAAUAGAGGAGAAGCACCAAUUCCUCACCCCCAAGAGACAGAAUGGCUAAAGUACUCAUACUGGUCGCCUGACAACCCAGAUCAUCAUGGAUAAUAACAAAAGAGACGGGGGAAGAAAAAGAACACCAUCAUCAAUAUUAUCAUAGGUAUUUAAACUUACAUACUGCAAAGAGAAUUGAAGGAGCAAACAACAAAGGGGGAUCAAGUUUGAACUGGAUAAGGAGUUAAAACUAACUGUACACAAUAAACCCAAGUUUGAUGGAAACAAAGCGCAAAGAUGGGGAAAAGAGAAAGAAGAAAAAAGAGAGAGAAAGAAAAAGAAGGGAGAAGGCCACAAUGCCUAGCUAAAGCCAAUCAACUAUGCAUCAAAAUCAGUGUCACCAUCAUUACCAUAUCAUCCAAGUAAUCUCUCUUUUUAUUUGUUAUUAAUAUUACAUAACUGUAAUAAUUAAUAUUUAGUUAUAUGUGUUCUUUUUUUCUUUUACUACACUAUUGUUCAUGUGUAUUAAUAUUUUUCCUAUAUAUGUUUUUAAAAAAAAAGGUGGAA